Pseudoliparis swirei is the source of this 2412-nucleotide messenger RNA. Its product is annotated as protocadherin gamma-A2-like. Gene Ontology annotation, molecular function: calcium ion binding. Gene Ontology annotation, cellular component: plasma membrane. The record is from RefSeq and is a predicted model, not a curated record. Gene Ontology annotation, biological process: homophilic cell-cell adhesion. NCBI's taxonomy places the organism in Eukaryota, Metazoa, Chordata, Actinopteri, Perciformes, Liparidae.
AUGUCGAGCAGAACAAUGGGACGGCAAGUACUGUUGUUUUCUGUGGUCCUGCACCUCAGUGCAGUGCUCGGCCAAGUCAGCUACUCUAUCCCCGAGGAAAUGCCGAGUGGCUCUUUAGUCGGUAAUAUAGCUCAAGAUUUAGGUUUAGAUAUAAAACGACUGAAAUCGGGUAAAGCUCGCGUCUAUACAGGAGACAGUGCGGGAUUCAUGGUGCUGAAUAAAGAACGAGGAGUCCUCCUUAUGAAAGACCGAGUAGACAGAGAAGCGAUAUGCAGACAGACUACGCCUUGUGCUUUACAUUUCCAGAUCAUUUUGGAGAAUCCGAUGGAGUUCUACAGUAUCUCAAUGGAAAUUACAGAUAUAAAUGACAAUCCUCCCACAUUUGAAAAAAAUGAAGUCAGUUUUAAAAUUAGCGAAUCUGCUGUAAUUGGCGCAAAAUUCGUAUUAGAUAGAGCAAUAGAUCUUGAUGUCGGCAAAAAUGGUCUUCAAAGCUACGAGCUCAAACCUACUGAUAAUUUUGUACUAAAACGAGACAGUCAGGGGGACGGAACAGAAAAAGUGGAAAUGGUUUUAAAGAAACACCUCGACAGAGAGAGGGAAGACAUGAUUUCUUUAGUUCUGACAGCUUUUGACGGAGGAGACCCGCAAAUGUCAGGAACAAUUCGGAUUUCCAUCACAGUAUUGGAUGCCAAUGAUAACGCUCCUGUUUUCACACAGUCAACCUACACAGCCUCCGUUUUUGAAAAUGCUCCAGAAGGGACGAUUAUCAGCGGCGUUACUGCGUCAGACGCAGAUUAUGGAACGAAUUGCAGGAUCAAGUAUUCAAUUACAAACAGUUUAGAUCAAGCACAUGCACUGUUUCAGAUAAAUGAAGACAGUGGGGAAAUUAUAUUAAUUGGAAAUAUCGAUUAUGAAAAUGCGCGAAAUUACCAUAUAAACAUACGUGCAAGUGAUGAUGGUGGACUUACAGAUUCAUGUAAAGUCAUAGUUGAAGUUGUGGAUAUAAAUGACAAUAAACCAACGAUUAACAUAAUGUCAAAAUCAAACAUGAUAUCUGAGCAUUCCAAACCGAGCACUGUUGUAGCAAUGAUGAACGUGCAAGACCCAGAUUCAAAUGAAAACGGUAAAGUUGAUUGUUUUAUCAACGAAAAUACCCCUUUGACUAUAAUGUCGGCAUCAAGUAAUUUUUACAGUUUAGUGACAGACAGUGAGUUAGACCGAGAGACAGCCUCUGAGUAUAAUAUAACGGUGACCUGCUCUGAUGAGGGAGUCCCCUCCCUCUCCAGCAGCGUCACGCUCACCUUACAGAUCUCCGAUGUAAAUGAUAACGCGCCUGUGUUUGAGAGGAGCUCAUAUGAGGCCUACAUUGUAGAAAACAACACGCCAGGUCUCUCUAUAUUCACAGUGAAAGCCAGAGACGCGGACUGGAACCAGAACGCCCGUGUUUCUUACAUCCUGGAGGACUCCUCUGUUAACGGAGUGCCAGUCUCCUCAUAUGUGUCCGUUAGUGCUGACAGUGGAGUCAUCCACGCAGUGCGCUCUUUUGACUACGAGCAGAUCAAACACUUCCACUUCCGCGUCAAAGCGCAGGACGGAGGCUCCCCUCCACUCAGUAGCAACGUGACUGUGAAAGUACUGAUCCAGGACAGGAACGACAACCCUCCUCAGGUGCUGUACCCAGUCCAGACUGGUGGCUCUCUGGUGGCUGAACUGGUGCCUCGCUCAGCAGAUGUGGGCUAUCUGGUCUCUAAAGUGGUGGCUGUGGAUGUGGACUCUGGACAGAAUGCCUGGCUCUCCUAUAAACUGCAGAAAGCCACAGACAGGGCGCUCUUUGAAGUGGGCUUACAGAAUGGAGAAAUAAGAACUAUCCGUCAAGUCACUGAUAAAGAUGCUGUGAAACAAAGACUGACUGUUGUCGUGGAGGACAGCGGGCAGCCCUCUCGUUCAGCAGUCAUUGUUAACGUGGCGGUGGCGGACAGCUUCCCUGAAGUGCUGUCUGAGUUCACUGACUUUACACAAGACAAGGAGUACAACGACAACCUGACUUUCUACUUAGUGCUGGCUUUGGCUGUAGUUUCCUUCCUCUUCAUCAUCUGUUUAGUGGUGAUUAUAUCAGUGAAGAUCUACAGGUGGAGACAGUCUCGCGUCAUGUAUCACUCCAACCUCCCCGUGAUUCCGUAUUAUCCACCACGUUACUCAGACACUUUGGGGACAGGGACUCUCCAACACGUGUACAACUACGAGGUGUGCAGGACGACUGACUCCAGAAAGAGUGACUGUAAGAUGGGAGGAGCCGGUAGUCAGAACGUGCUGAUAAUGGACCCCAGUUCUACAGGAACGAUGCAGCGGAUACAGAAUGAGAAGAACAUCCUGGAUGAACCAGACUCUCCUCUAGAGGUUAGAAAACUUUAA